CCCUCCACCCAUCAACCCUUUUCUCCGUCUCGAACCCCAGCGGCGGCGCAAGCGGCUCGAGGGAGGCAGCUCCGAGACGGCGGGGGGUCAGAUCCACCGCGCGGCCGGAGAGAGAGGUUAGCGCGGGGAGGCAACUCCGAGACGGCGGGAGGUCAGAUCCACCGCAAGAGAGGGUGUCGUCCAGGCGACAGGUUGGAAAGAUGUCUAAACGAAGGGGUGGUUGGUCAAAGUCAAAUAAAAAGAAGAAAGCUUGCAGAAAUAGUGGAAAUAAAGCCAUAACAAGUGUGUUGUAUGAUGCUUUUGAAGAGGAAUCUGGUAGCCUAAUUGAUUAUAGUAAAGGUGCCUGGAGCGGACUCAGUCAAGAAACCAUUUCAAACUUAUCUGAAACUGUUGUCUUACUGGCUUCAUUCAAUGGAGAUCGGAUGCAUUUUGCAGGCACAGGCAUAGUUGUCAGAAUCAAGACUGACUUAGUUGUAAAGAUUCUGACUUCAGCAGAUCUGAUUAGACGUUCUGACCGUGACAAAGAGAUCGAUCCAUAUAUGACGAUUCAAGUGCUGCUUCCAAAUAAGAAACUUGCCCGUGGGUGGUUGUUUCACUCUAACUUGGAUUACAAUAUUGUUGUUGUGGUGAUCAAAUAUUUCCCUGGUUUCCGAGCUGCAUGUUUUGACCAUGAAGUGUGGUUUGGGUCUGGCAGUAAAGUAGUAGCUGUAGGCCGUUGCUUCAACUCAGACAAAUUAAUGGCGUUAUCUGGGGUAGUGACCGAUGAGCCAACAGAUUGUCCCGAACACCUUAUGAUCUCCACCUGUUCAAUCACAGAGGCUAUGGCUGGAGGGCCGCUUAUCGAUUUGCAUGGGAACGUUGUUGGCAUGAACUUUUUUGUGAAGGAGAGUAGGACUCCAUUCCUACCAAGGAACAAAAUUUACCAACGCUUGGUGCGAUCUUGCAUACUCUGGGUUGAAAUCAACAAUGGAGGUGAUAACACAUCUAAAAGAAGCACAUGUGAGAUAGUAUACAAUAAUUUUAUUGGUAGCUCAAUUGGAGAGGCAGAAGAAAAGAACCAGGAGCUUUCCACAUCCUCUACAAGUGAUUCAGAAGGUAGUUCAGAUGAGGAGGGGGAAAGUGAGACUCAGAAGCUUCCCAUAUCCUAUCCAAGUGAUUCAGAAGAAUGGGAGGAACUCUUGUUUCCUGAACUUAUUAAGCCCUUGCCAGAUGAUGAAUUCACGCAACUAUUGAGGAAGGAUCUAAAGCCUCGUAAUUAUCCCAUGCCAGUCAAGUUUGGGGGGUCUAUGCAAUUGAAAAAUACUUUUGAAGAAGAAUUUGCUGAAGAUACAUGGUGCAAACUGAGUAAAAAGGUUGCUUUAAAUACAUCCCGAAGUGUUGUCUCACUUGCUUCUUUUAAAGGAGAAGAAAGGUUUUUUGUUUGCACAGGUAUAUUUAUAGACUUCAAUGGAUCCACAUCAAGAGUUUUGACUUCAGCAAGUUUGGUUAGAAUUUCUGCUGAUGAAAACAAGAUUGCUGAUAACUUGAAGCAGAUUCAAGUGUACCUUCCAAACAAACGACUUGCUGAAGGGAAAUUGCAGCAUUACAAUUUGAAUUAUAAUAUGGCUGUGGUCAGCAUCAAUGGUUUCCGCUGCCUUCGGACAGCAGAACUCCACAAUCAGAUGCAAAUCAAACCUACUAGGGAGGUAGUAGCUAUAGGGCGUAUAUUUGAAUCAGGCAAAUUAAUGGCCACAAGUGGGAUAUUGUCUGACAAGGAAAGCAAUCUUGACUGCAGAGAGCUUAUGAUCUCCACUUGUAAAAUCACUAAGGCUGGUAUUGGAGGACCGCUGAUUGAUUUUGAUGGGGAUUUCGUUGGCAUGAACUUCUAUGGAACAGAAGAAACACAUUAUCUACCACGCUUAAUGAUUCAGAAACUAUUGAAGCAUUUUGAAGGGACUGAUGAUGAUGAGAUAGCUAUAGACGGCAUGCCAAAAAGGUGGCCUGUACCUGCGCCACGUUGGCACCGUCAUCCUCUACGACCGCCGAUGACAAUGAUGAGUAGAAACGAGAGGGUUUGGAGUAGUAGAUUAGAGUGAAAAUUGGAGUAGUAGAUUAGAGUGAAAAUGCUAUCUUGAAGUCAAGCUGCAAAUUUAUUGCUAUAGGUGUAAGUAUGUACAGCCUAGCCGAGCUGAGCUCAGUCCACUAUCUAAAAAUUGUAUUGGCUAGACCA
Molecule: messenger RNA, 2209 nt
Organism: Oryza brachyantha (malo sina)
Lineage: Eukaryota; Viridiplantae; Streptophyta; Magnoliopsida; Poales; Poaceae
Exons: 17
Coding region: 201-2075 (624 amino acids)
Source: RefSeq, a predicted model, not a curated record